This is a messenger RNA of Morone saxatilis (striped sea-bass), 1538 nucleotides long. RefSeq names its product zona pellucida glycoprotein 3c (gene zp3c). Gene Ontology annotation, biological process: egg coat formation; binding of sperm to zona pellucida; positive regulation of acrosome reaction. Gene Ontology annotation, molecular function: acrosin binding. The transcript has 8 exons. Bases 58 to 1485 code for a protein of 475 amino acids. The record is from RefSeq and is a predicted model, not a curated record. Gene Ontology annotation, cellular component: extracellular matrix. Lineage: Eukaryota; Metazoa; Chordata; Actinopteri; Moronidae.
CUUUGGGCAAGGGGUGAACUUCAAUGGGAGGCAGCUGCUGGAGUAAAAACAAAAAAAAUGGCGCUGAUACAUGCUGGGCUUUUAUUAUUGCUGUUUGGUUCUGCCUAUACUUAUCAGUUUAGAGGUGGUGCUGAGUAUGGCCUGUUUGUGCAAAAUCCCGAAUUAGAGUGGGAGAGAAUGGAGACAGUGAUAGGUGAUGAAAUGGAGCGAGCCCCUGCACCUGAAACCAAAUCCUGGAGGAAAACAUCAGGUAGUGAAUCUUCAACACGUAAAGCCAAGGGGGUUCCUCAGUAUAGGAUUGUCUCAGCCUCCCAGGACCACAAAGAGGUUUUCAAGCCAGAAAAGGGUUUCAGACCCCUCCCUAACUCGGUCAUAAAUAUGUUAUUUGGGAGUCUUACCGCUACUGGUGUAACUGGAACAUCUGCAACAACAGUAGCAACAACCAGUCCAAAGCUGAUUGAAAUCCUGUGCCAUGUUGAUAGAAUGUAUGUAAGAGUCAGGAGAGAAGUCUUCAAGACUAGGAAUGCAUGGGAAUAUUUGAAACUAGGCACCUGUCCUGUUAAAGCAAGUACCAAAGACCAUUACUAUCUUCUGUCCCUUCUGGAAGAUGACUGUGGAUUCCAGAAAGAGAGUAGUGUAGAUAUGAGAACCAUUCGCAUUGUGCUCCACUACAAGCCAACUGGUCCAGUCCUAAGGGAGAAGUCAUUUGAUGUUCCGCUGCAGUGUAAAUUUCCCAGGUUCUUUCACUCCUUUAAAGUUGGCUUCUAUCCCAAACUAGAAGGAGGCACAGUUUUCAAAGCACUCAAACCAAAAGGUUUCACUAUAACUCCUCAAGAUGCCUCAGGGAAUAAAAUCGUUGGUGCCAAAACCUACACCUUGGGCCAGCCAAUGUACUUUGAGGCAAAGCAAGCAGAAAGCACUGCAGGUUCUGGAGCAAAGAGGAUCUACAUUAACAAGUGCUUUAUGACAGCCUCCCAAAACCCCAACUCCAAUCCUAAAUAUACAGUCAUUGACAACCAAGGCUGUAUGAUUGAUGGUGUUGUGACUGACCAGUCAAAGUUCAUUACUGAUUCCUCAAAGAUGACCCAGAAAUUCAGUGUGGGUGCCUUGAUUUUCCAAGACAACAUUUCUACUUCGUCCUCAUCACAGCAACUCUACAUGCACUGUGAAGUCUCUAUGGGGAUACUUACUCCAACUCAGAGUUCAAAGGCUUGCAAUUAUGAUCCAGCUACCAAAAAGUGGAAGGAGCUAUAUGGUGAUGACUCUGUUUGCGCCUGCUGUGACUCCACCUGCCCCUCUGCACAGCCAAAGGCUUCUAGAGAUAUAACCUCCAGUCACUCUUGGAAGGUGGAUUUGAGCUGGAAGGACAGAUAUGCAGCAGUGGACCCUUGGAUGAAAUCCUACAAUGCUGACACGUUCAGUUUGGAGGACCCUGACAUGGCUGAGCAUGAAGACUUCCUAAAGUACUGGGAGCAUGAUUACUAAAAGCACUCAUGUGGGAAUGAUACAACAUUUUAAAUAAAACCCUUUGUACUUUG